Messenger RNA from Orbilia oligospora ATCC 24927, 1536 nucleotides. RefSeq lists its product as uncharacterized. The record is from RefSeq and is a predicted model, not a curated record. Bases 1 to 1536 code for a protein of 511 amino acids. The transcript is spliced from 3 exons. NCBI's taxonomy places the organism in Eukaryota, Fungi, Ascomycota, Orbiliomycetes, Orbiliales, Orbiliaceae.
AUGAGCACCUCAAAAGCCACCUUUACCGCUUUACCAGCCGAGAUACACUCGAUGAUAUUUUCGUUUAUCGAAGCACAUUACCACAAAGCAAGAAAGAUCAAAGCGUGGAAGAGCGAUCCUCUACCUCCCGAAAUCAAGCAGUUGGCGUUCAUAAAUCAACAGUGGAGGCGUCUAGUCAUUGGUAGAAAAUUCAAGUCUCAGCAUCUUCCCCGGAUCGAAUAUGUACGGGAAUUGGGAAAAUUGAGUUCAAAUCAUCCGGUCGUUGCCACUUCUUUACGCGAUUUGACAAUUUUCGUGGCCCACACCGACCUUCCGGAACUUUGGCGACAAAUUGUGAAAUGGGCCGAAGAAGGAUCAAAUCUUCAAAGCCUGGUGAUCAAACCGUCGUAUGGGCAGACAAGCCAAAACCAAGUUUCGGCGACGGGGGGAGGCGGAAAGUACACAUUGUAUGAGUUCGCGGAUUCGGCUAACGCAGAAGCCGCGUCUUCUGUGCCAAUACCCAUUGAGAGAUUGGAACUCAACACUAGUAUCACUAAUCCAGCUGAGGACUCAGAUCUAGUCCUUCAGUUCGGCGACCGAUCCAUGAAGAUACUUCUUAGUAGAUUGAAAGCUACGACAUCUCUGAAGCUUAAUGUGUCUGGUAUCUGUCGUUCAAGAAGGUUCUUACGGACGACAUAUGAAGCUACUUGCGGCUACAUGGAGUCUAUAAUCCAAUUUCAGAAUGAGGGCAUGAAAAAUUUAACGACUCUUGAGCUUAGAUAUAAUAUCUUCAUGUCACGCCAACCCUACAACACAUCUACUAGAUCAUUCUAUUUAGAUGAACAAGUCGACGAGAGGGGCGAUAAUCUGUCAAAUUUACUGCGACAAUUGUCGAAAAGGCUUAAAAGAGUAUUGAUACACUAUGAUAGGGCAACUUCGGAGAUCUUCGAGCCGAAGAACGGUAUUUUGCCCGAAGGAGAGACAGAAGACUGGCCGCAUCUGCAUACAUUUCAUUUAAUUUUCAGCGACAUAGACGCAUACGGGUACAGAAGAUCUAAACUUCAGGCUAAAGGGAAUGAAGAAGAAGCCCAGGGUGAAGACGAGGAAGAGGAGGAAGAACUCGAACCCAUGGAUGGCGACCAAGGACACCAAGAUAUCCCGAAGAACGAUAAUGACGGCUUCGAUUGGUUGAACCCGGAUAUAGUUGACGACAAAAUCGACUAUCAAGAUGACAGGGCCAAGCGGACGGCAACUUCUGGAGUCCGUAGUUUCUACUUAACCGCAGCGAAAGCUGUUGCGAAUAAGAUGCGUGCAAUUCAAUCGUUCAAGAUGUCUAUGAACCUUUCAUUUGAUAGCCAAGUGUACAUGGAGUACGUGAAUCGACCACCAAAUCCUAAGCUGGUGGUAAUUGGGCAUCAAGUCUUAGAGCCUAGCGAUUUACCAGAGGACGAGGAUGAAGAGGGCGACAAUCAACUGGUGCGGAUCUUUAAAGAAGGAGUAGGCGAGGACGUGAAGAUCCAGUAUAACCUUCCCAAGUCAUUGAACUCGCUUGUUUGA